Molecule: messenger RNA, 1017 nt
Organism: Arachis ipaensis
Lineage: Eukaryota; Viridiplantae; Streptophyta; Magnoliopsida; Fabales; Fabaceae
Source: RefSeq, a predicted model, not a curated record
AUGGCACAACCAGCCUCAUCUUCAUCUGCAGUUUCUUCAACUUCAUCAAUGGCUGUGGAUCCUUAUAACCUCUCUCCCGCUGAUCAACCCGGUCUGAUCUUGGUCACUCAACAACUCGUUGAGGACAACUAUCAUUCUUGGAGUCGCGCGAUGCAGAAAGCCCUAAAUUCUAAACGAAAGCUUGGUUUCAUCACUGGAUCGGUGCCUAAACCAGAUCCAAUUACUGAACCAGAGAAAUUUGAGAACUGGCAGUGCGUGAAUGAUGUAAUAAGCACAUGGAUUUUGAAUUCUGUUACAAAAGAAAUUGCUACCUCUCUCGUAUACACAGAUUCUGCAGCAAAAUUGUGGAACAAUUUUAAGGAGCGUUUUCAACAUGGAAAUGGCCCUCGCGUGUUUGAAUUGAAGCGCGACUUGAUGAAUCUUCGACAUGGUGCCAUGUCUGUGUCACAAUACUUCACAAGAAUCAAGGUUCUUUGGGAAGAAUUAAACUCAUAUCGCCCGGUGCAAUGCAAUUGCGGUGAUGCACGCGCCAUGCAAGAGUUUCUUCAAGCUGGGUAUAUCCACUGUUUCCUCAUGGGAUUGGAUGAAUCUUUUUCACAGAUUCGCGGGAAAAUCUUGCUCUUGGAACCUCUUCCCACAAUUAAUAAAGUCCUUUCUCUUGUAACACAAGAAGAAAAACAUAGGGCAAUAAUAGGAGCUUCACUCAAUUUUGCUUCCCAGAAUCAAGUAGCCUUUCUGGCGAGAAAUCAGCAACCACCACAAUCUCAAGGUCGCGGCAGAGGCAUGGUGAAGAAAGAUAGACCCCUUUGCUCGCACUGUGGAAUUCUUGGGCACACUAUCGACAAAUGUUACAAAAUUCACGGUUACCCUCCAAAUUUUGGCAAAGGAAGGAACAUGAAGCCUUCGGUUCAUCAUGUCUCCACAUCUCAAUCCACUUCAGAUGCACAAAUCAGCCCAAAUUUAGCUCCAACACAAGUUCAACAGCUCCUAACCUUGCUGAAUGAUCACAAGAUCUAA